AUGGCUGCUCAGUGAGUAUGACAGCAGUCAGUGUGAUUAUGGGGGUACAGCAGGCUGCUCAGGGAGUAUGACAGCAGUCAGUGUGAUUAUGGGGGUACAGCAGGGCUGCUCAGUGAGUAUGACAGCAGUCAGUGUGAUUAUUGGGGUACAGACAGCAGUCAGUGUGAUUAUUGGGGUACAGACAACAGUCAGUGUGAUUAUUGGGGUACAGCAGGGCUGCUCAGUGAGUAUGACAGCAGUCAGUGUGAUUAUUGGGGUACAGACAGCAGUCAGUGUGAUUAUUGGGGUACAGCAGGGCUGCUCAGUGAGUAUGACAGCAGUCAGUGUGAUUAUUGGGGUACAGCAGGGCUGCUCAGUGAGUAUGACAGCAGUCAGUGUGAUUAUUGGGGUACAGCAGGGCUGCUCAGUGAGUAUGACAGCAGUCAGUGUGAUUAUGGGGGUACAGCAGGGUUGCUCAGUGAGUAUGACAGCAGUCAGUGUGAUUAUGGGGGUACAGCAGGGCUGCUCAGUGAGUAUGACAGCAGUCAGUGUGAUUAUGGGGGUACAGCAGGGCUGCUCAGUGAGUAUGACAGCAGUCAGUGUGAUUAUUGGGGUACAGACAGCAGUCAGUGUGAUUAUUGGGGUACAGACAACAGUCAGUGUGAUUAUUGGGGUACAGCAGGGCUGCUCAGUGAGUAUGACAGCAGUCAGUGUGAUUAUUGGGGUACAGACAGCAGUCAGUGUGAUUAUUGGGGUACAGCAGGGCUGCUCAGUGAGUAUGACAGCAGUCAGUGUGAUUAUGGGGGUGUAGCAGGGCUGCUCAGUGAGGAUGACAGCAGUCAGUGUGAUUAUGGGGGUGCAGCAGGGCUGCUCAGUGAGUAUAACAGCAGUCAGUGUGAUUAUUGGGGUGCAGCAGGGCUGCUCAGUGAGUAUGACAGCAGUCAGUGUGAUUAUGGGGGUGCAGCAGGGCUGCUCAGUGAGUAUGACAGCAGUCAGUGUGAUUAUGGGGGUACAGCAGGGCUGCUCAGUGAGUAUGACAGCAGUCAGUGUGAUUAUGGGGGUGCAGCAGGGCUGCUCAGUGAGUAUGACAGCAGUCAGUGUGAUUAUUGGGGUGCAGCAGGGCUGCUCAGUGAGUAUGACAGCAGUCAGUGUGAUUAUGGGGGUGCAGCAGGGCUGCUCAGUGAGUAUGACAGCAGUCAGUGUGAUCAGUGUGAUUAUGGGGGUACAGCAGGGCUGCUCAGUGAGUAUGACAGCAGUCAGUGUGAUUAUGGGGGUGCAGCAGGGCUGCUCAGUGAGUAUGACAGCAGUCAGUGUGAUUAUGGGGGUGCAGCAGGGCUGCUCAGUGAGGAUGACAGCAGUCAGUGUGAUUAUGGGGGUGCAGCAGGGCUGCUCAGUGAGGAUGACAGCAGUCAGUGUGAUUAUGGGGGUUCAGCAGGGCUGCUCAGUGAGUAUGACAGCAGUCAGUGUGAUUAUGGGGGUGCAGCAGGGCUGCUCAGUGAGUAUGACAGCAGUCAGUGUGAUUAUGGGGGUGCAGCAGGGCUGCUCAGUGAGUAUGACAGCAGUCAGUGUGAUUAUGGGGGUGCAGCAGGGCUGCUCAGUGAGGAUGACAGCAGUCAGUGUGAUUAUGGGGGUGCAGCAGGGCUGCUCAGUGAGGAUGACAGCAGUCAGUGUGAUUAUGGGGGUACAGCAGGGCUGCUCAGUGAGUAUGACAGCAGUCAGUGUGAUUAUGGGGGUGCAGCAGGGCUGCUCAGUGAGUAUAACAGCAGUCAGUGUGAUUAUUGGGGUGCAGCAGGGCUGCUCAGUGAGUAUGACAGCAGUCAGUGUGAUUAUGGGGGUGCAGCAGGGCUGCUCAGUGAGUAUGACAGCAGUCAGUGUGAUUAUGGGGGUACAGCAGGGCUGCUCAGUGAGUAUGACAGCAGUCAGUGUGAUUAUGGGGGUGCAGCAGGGCUGCUCAGUGAGUAUGACAGCAGUCAGUGUGAUUAUGGGGGUGCAGCAGGGCUGCUCAGUGAGGAUGACAGCAGUCAGUGUGAUUAUGGGGGUGCAGCAGGGCUGCUCAGUGAGGAUGACAGCAGUCAGUGUGAUUGUGGGGGUGCAGCAGGGCUGCUCAGUGAGUAUGACAGCAGUCAGUGUGAUUAUGGGGGUACAGCAGGGCUGCUCAGUGAGUAUGACAGCAGUCAGUGUGAUUAUGGGGGUUCAGCAGGGCUGCUCAAUGAGUGA
Pelobates cultripes (western spadefoot toad) is the source of this 2196-nucleotide messenger RNA. The record is from the annotation of a GenBank genome assembly. Lineage: Eukaryota; Metazoa; Chordata; Amphibia; Anura; Pelobatidae.